GAUGCAUGUAAAAUAUUGAUUACUAAGAAAUACAUUUUUAUGAAAACGUGCAACUGAAGUCUCCCAGUCUAUAGCAAAGUCUUAAAAAAUUACAAAUAAAGUAAGAACAGAUCACAAAUAUAAAACCGUUUAACUUAUUUUAAGUGAUUUUUUAAUAUCUUUUUCUAUAUAGUUUUUACUUAAAAAUGGCCGAAGAAUUACAGAAACAAUUCCAACGGGAACUAGAUGCUUUUAAACAAUGUCAAAAAGAAGUUAAUCAGUUGACUGGAAUGCGUCAACAACUAGAUGGUCAACUUAAUGAAAAUUCAAUUGUCAAAGAAGAAUUAUCAUUAUUAAAACCUACUGGUGAAGUGUAUAAAAUGGUUGGUCCUAUAUUAUUGCGUCAAGAUUAUACAGAAGCCAAGGAAAAUAUUGAUAAACGUAUGAAUUAUAUACAAAAAGAAUUAACCAGAAUUGAUGGUCGGAUAACAUCGUUAGAAAAACAACAAGACGAAUAUAGAGAUAAGUUGACUAAAUUGCAACAACAGUUUCAAGCCCAACAAGAAAAAAAGUAACUAAAUUGAUCAAAAUAUGAUGCUAAAAUUUAAUUUGAUAUCUAAUACAUUUCAUUUAGGUAUAUGCGUUACAGCCUUUGGAUAAUUUAUAACAUUUUAUAUACUACACUAAUAAUAUUAAUAAAUAAAGUAUUUAAUGUUUUUACAAAUCUAAAAAUUAUUUGUUUACCAAUUUAA
Molecule: messenger RNA, 731 nt
Organism: Cinara cedri
Lineage: Eukaryota; Metazoa; Arthropoda; Insecta; Hemiptera; Aphididae
Source: the annotation of a GenBank genome assembly